Messenger RNA from Penicillium atrosanguineum, 1320 nucleotides. RefSeq lists its product as uncharacterized. Gene Ontology annotation, molecular function: O-methyltransferase activity. The record is from RefSeq and is a predicted model, not a curated record. NCBI's taxonomy places the organism in Eukaryota, Fungi, Ascomycota, Eurotiomycetes, Eurotiales, Aspergillaceae. The transcript has 4 exons. The coding region runs from base 1 to 1320 and encodes 439 amino acids.
AUGUCAGCUCAAACUCAAGGAAUCAUCAAAGCUCUUGAUGCAGUUCACCCUGAGUUAUUUGGUGAUAAUGAGGUAGAGCGCCUCCAAGUUCGUGCUGCGGCGCGUCGGCUGCUUGCCAGGGUUGAAUCACCUUAUGAACGCGCUUGGGGUUUUUGCUUUGAGCAUCCCGUUGUUUUUGCGGCUCUGCAGACAUGCAUUGAUGUGGGUCUGUGGAAAGCAUGGACUGGAAUUGGAGGUGGCGAGAAAACCAUCGACCAGCUCGCCAAGAUGAGCACUCCUACUAUGGAUACCAAUCUACUGCGUCGUCUGUUCCGCCUAUUGGCAGCUUUCAAUGUGGUUGAAGAGACAGGCGAAGGCGAGUUCAAGCCGACACCUUUCUCGCAUGCUAUUGGUGACGAAAGCACCAAAGUACGUGCCUCACUUCAAGCAGCAACAAACCAAUACAUUUCCGCUGGUCACAAUCUGCCGGCCUACCUCGCAAAGAUCUCUUACCAAGAACCCACCGACGUGAAUGAGAACAAUCAUACCAACAGUGAUCCAGAUGGUCUCACCUUCUUUGGGCGGCUUCAGAAAAGCCCCGCUUGUUUUGAAGCUUUCACUGGCCACAUGGAGGCUUGGACAACAUGGAAGACCCCGUGGACCAAGGUUUAUGACACAACUCAGCUGUUGGAAAGCGCUAAUUUAAUCAAUGGCUCUCCGUUUGUGGUUGAUGUUGGUGGAAACACUGGUAUCGAUAUCACACAUGUUCUCAACAAGCACCCUGAGCUUCCCGCCGGAUCACUUGUCUUACAAGACCUUCCUGAAAUCAUUUCCACGGCUCAGGUCGAUAAAAAGAUAACCGCUGUAGCUCAUGACUUUUUCCUACCCCAGCCUGCCAAAGGGAGCCGAGCGUACUUCAUGCACGCCGUCCUCCACGACUGGCCAGAUGAGAAGGCCAAACAACUGCUGGUAAAUACCAGAGACGCAAUGGUGAAGGGUUACUCCAAGCUCUUCGUCUACGACAUCGUUCUUCCCCCAACGGGAGCGAGUAUCAGCCAGACCACGAUGGACGUGAACAUGAUGUCUCUGCUGUCGGCUUCAGAGCGUACUCAGGAGAUGUGGACAAGUCUUUUGAGCAGUGCAGGUUUGAAGGUUGUCAAAUUUUGGCCUGAUCCACAGCAGUAUGAGAUGGUCAUUGAGGCUGAGGUUGCCGAUGAUGGUCACGAUGAGUCCAAUUUUCACGCUAAUGGCCACUCCAAUGGCUACGCCAACGGUCACACUAACGGUCAAAUCAAUGGUCGAACCAAUGGCAACUCCGAUGGUCAUUCAAAUGGUCACUGA